Molecule: messenger RNA, 673 nt
Organism: Punica granatum (pomegranate)
Lineage: Eukaryota; Viridiplantae; Streptophyta; Magnoliopsida; Myrtales; Lythraceae
Source: RefSeq, a predicted model, not a curated record
CCAUCCUCACCCAAUCAUACACUAGUUAUCGUAAUUGAAGGUAAAAAAAAAAGAGCAAAACAAUGGCGAGCAAGAGAUUCCUUAACAACCUCGUCCCGGCAUUAUUCCUCUGCAUGGUGGUGGCGGCUAGUGUGGUGGAAUCCGCCGUCACGUGCGGCCAGGUCACGAGCUCGCUGACCCCCUGCAUUCCCUACGCUCGGGGCGUGGUUGCUGCCCCGUCGGCGGCCUGCUGCUCAGGUGUCCGAUCGCUGAAUAAUGCCGCCAAAACCACCCCUGACCGCCAAACCGCCUGCAAUUGCCUGAAGGUGAUUGCCCGCAGCAUCACCGGUAUCAACUACGGCAGGGUCGGUGCCUUGCCCGGGAAGUGUGGCGUCAGCAUUCCAUACAAGAUCAGCCCCUCAACUGACUGCAGCAGAGUAAAGUGAAGAAUAUCAGUUGGAGCCGGAAAAGAAGCUUUUAGUACGACGGCGACAUAGCUGGUUCUAUAAAUAAAUGAGGCUUUCUUCCGUACGGAGAGGCAAGCAUGAAUGUCUUAUGUUCCAGAUUUUUGCAUUUCUAGUGUUGUUUUCGACUCCAGAAGACUUUUCGUCGGACUCUGUUGUAAAAGAACCCUGAUAGUAACAGAUUUUCAAAAAAUCAUGGGCAGUAAUUUUCAAUAUUUGUCAUGCGCGUA